AUGAAGGAUGGACGACGACCAGCGGUUCACGGAUCAGACGGAGAACUGCAAGACACAACUACGAGUGCGAGCCAGAGUGCUAGCGUUGCGACGACUCCAUUUACGACGGCGGGAGAUUUGCCAUCGACCGUAGACGAUCGUCCAAAGCCCGACUCUCAGAAACCAAGUCCAGAAAAAGAAGAUUCGGUGCUGGUGGACGAUACCGGACCUGCAUCGCCUUCUAUUGAACAUCCAGAGCCGGAAACUCAUGGCGAGAUUGAUCAAGCUAUUGCACCUGCUCUUACUAGAGGUCGUAGAAGGCGCUCAAGGUCGCGGGGUAGUCGCUCCGGGACGCCAAAACUCGAAAUCCCACCUAGCAGCACGACGAGCGUGAUCACACCCAUUCAACGAGUGGCAUCCCCAGCAACAGCGCUGUUGGACUCGAUCGUUUCCGAGUCUCAAAAGAAGCAGGAGCCCCCUCAACAUCUCGACUUGUCGGGGAUGCUGGCGCCAGAGCCCGUCACUCCUUCGGAUACCUCCAUCACCCCAACCGCGCCGCGAAAUCGAACGUUUGUCUCGCCCAUUGGCACAUUUCAGCAGCUCUCUCCCCUUUUUGCCAACGGUACAUCCCCGUUUGUUCCCAUCGGUGCCUCGAGCCCUCUUCCAUUGGCAGAACUUCAGUCGAAUUACACAGCGGGUGGUCUUUCACGCUCUGUCAGUGUAGGAAGAGCGCAUGCUCUUCAUAAACUACUUGGAGGGAACAUGUCCCCAGCGGACACGGAUCUUUUCCCUCCGUUUGGUCCCUCUCGUUUUGACGCCGCAAGUCCCACGAGCUCUGGCAUAUCCGAGACAAGAAAUGCGAUGAAUACACCACCUCCAGCUACCUUGGUUUCCAGAAGCAAUACUGUCGCUGGGGGAGAACGCUCUGUCGCCAGAGCUGCCAUGUUGCAAAAGAUUCGUGGCAGGGUUGGGCCAGUUACCCCAAGAACAGCAGCAGCAACUCUAGACCCACCGUCUGCGAUGCCGGUCCAGAUGUCAUCUCCAGAGCCCCAUGACACAUCGGCCACCGUUGGGGGGCUGAGCUUCGAUGAGACUGUGGUCAACACUGGUAUAGAUGAGGUGCUCGUUAUGCCUGAAAUUGUUGCUCGAGAGAAUAAGCGUCGACGGAGGAGGAGCAAGAGGACCAGCUCGAGCGCUGCUAACCAUCUCGCUACUAUUGAAGAUGGUAGCACUCACGACCACGAUACGCAGAGCCAGGGAGACUUCAUGUCGGAUGGCACCAGUGCUAGCGUGGGCACAUCUCCAGCAUCUCAUUUUUCGCCAUUGCCGUCGACUAUCCCGCUCUCGUCAGCUUCGAUACUCAACCCACACAGCAGUGUUUUACGCGCUACGCCUUCUCCUGCCUAUACCCCUCCACCGAUCAUGCCACUUGAUACCUACAUCUCGUUAAUCAAUGGCUCUACGCCUUCGGCAAGUCGGACACCUGAUGUGCCAGAAGGGCCCAGGCGUAUCGAGGAACUGAAUGAAGCAGAAAUACGUAGACAAGAAGAGAUGCAAGCCCGAUACUUCCAAGGGCUGAACCUGCUGAGAGCAGCAAGCGGAGAAACCCCUGCAACGCCCGGUCCGAUACGAGUCCUCAUCGAAGAGGAGGAUGAACCGCUGCCUGUCCCAGUUCUGGAACCCACAUCACCCUCUCAGACGGACGUUCCAGAGACUGUUUCGUCGCCCGGUGCACCAACGCGGCCUAGCGUGGAUAGCGUCGAAAUUGCAGGUUCGAUACAGCGUCAGCAUCACGACUCAAUAUCCCCGUCACUCUUAUCUAGUACAGAUGGUCAGUCAUCCCCCGGCCUUGGUGGCUUGAACGGUAUGGCUCGUGUCCCUAUCGUCAUGCAUCAAUACGGCCAAGAUGGACAGCCGACCGGGUUCGGGAGAAAGGGAAGAGUCAAGGCUCCUGGAUUGGAUGACGCUGAAGAAACGGAUGUCCCAUUGGUCAACUUUGAACCGUUCCCUACCAGCAUCGUGUUGACGCCGGGAAAGGACCAACCUCAUCACUAUUCUGGCUAUCACUCCGAUGUGGAACAAGAGGAUGCUGGUAGGCUGAGCGCCAACCAACCGAUGCAAGGAGGACGAUUGGGGCCGACACCGAGGUCAUGGGACCGGAAGUCUGCAGCCUCUUGGAUUGACAGUUAUUAUUUCCAAACCGACGAAGAAGGGGGGGAAAACGAAGACCAGGCUUUGAAGCAACCUCGCGAGGACAAUAUGCGACUCGAGUCGGCUGAGAUGGUCGAGUCUUCUGCGACGGGGCCCAGCAAGGAGGAAUGGGAUGUUGUGCUCCCUCGUCCCUUUCCGAAUAGAUCUUCACCUGGUCCUACAAAAGCCGAGGCCGCGGAAGAAGACCGGUUGAGUGGAGCAUCCGGCUCCGACGCGAUCGAAAAAGGCUCGUCUUCAUCUGGAAGGCCCUUCGGUCGCAAGGAUAGGCCUAUAGGACGCCAAGCAUCCGAGUCACAAGAUUCAUCCCGCCUAGGAUAUACAAACUCUCAGACAAUUGACCAUGACGAAGAGCCCUCGCUCGAGCGGAAACCAAGCACAGAUAAGGUCAGUGGCUGGGCCAAGGUCAAGCAAACUAUCAUCGGUCGAAGGCGAUCUCGUUCAAAUUCAUUUGUAAGAGACCGGGUGGAAAAGGUCGAGAGUGGUAUCAAUCGCGAGAGCGGUAACAGCUUCAAGGAUCAGCCCUCUUUGACCAUCAAUGCUGGGCCCAGUGGGUCUCCAGCAGUAUCACCGUCUCAGUCUGGCUUCCUGUCUACGGGGAGCAUCAAUAUCCCGCGCGGUGUCUCACCUCUUCCUCCACCAUCUCCAGGGGAUUUUGCCAAAUACAAUGAUUCCAAGCUCAUGCCCUUUCCCGGCAUCUAUCAAUUGGAGGAGCAAAGAAAUCAUAGAAAGGCCGUUGAAGCUGGACUAUCUCCAGCAGACGCUCCUGGUCAAUCCGUGACCAUGCCUCUGUUCCCAAAUGCAGCAGCACUCUCAGCUCCUCUGCCUCCAUCUGUCCGAGACUCGCCGGAUGAAGGAAGUGAACAAAAUGGUCGAGGUCUUCAAAGAAAUCCCUCCCUUGGAAACAUGCGCCAGCAGGAUCGCAAUUGGCCCCAUGACGAGGAUCAGGGCGGUUCGAUAUCACGAUCUGCUUCCUCGGGUUCGAAUAUCAGGAAAUGGCUCAAGGUCCUUCAGCCUGGACCCGCAUCGAAUUCGCCAUCGCCCGCACCAUAUCCCUACCCCUUGAGUUACUCUCCAGCUCCCAGCUCUGUAGCAGGGGAACGACCCACUGCCAAUCUCAACCGGCGACCAUCUGCGGCAGAGAUUUUCUUGCCCCACGGUGGCCUGCAGCGACGCCCAUCCACGCCCAACAUUCUCCAGGGUCUGUCGCGAAAGUCCUCAUUGGCAGAUGCUCACAACGGUGGCUCCAAUGCACAUGGAUUGAAGACUGCCACCUCCAAAUCGUCCUUGAAAAAGGCGUUUGGCAUGUUCGCUCACGAGUCCCACAAUAAAGAGGCACCCAACGACCAAGAAGAACCUUCAACGAGACGACCUCAUGGUGUCCCAUCGACGGUCCUAGAUCCCAAGGUCAACGAAGCUCCCUCACACGAUACAAUAACAGAGGCUACCCCUACUGAACUUACGCCAACUGCAACUACAUCAAAACCAGCGCCAGUUGUUGAACCAGAACCGGUUCCUUCUGAGCCGACGCCAGCGCCCACAGCGGAACUUGCCCGGCCUCCAUCUCCGUCUCCUCUGGUUUUCCCACCAUCCUCAACAGUGCCAAUACCCCCUGCUACGUCCACGCCACAUACUGAGGUUCCUCCCAGAACGAUGGCAACACCACCUCCUGCCAUCUCUCGCCUGCGCUCCCCUCCUCCUCCGCUGAGUUCACGACCACAAUCUCCGCUCUCUCGCGCACAAUCUCCGUCCAUUCUCAAAAAGGAAUCUGCGUACAGAGCGCAAUCUCCUCCUAUCAGAGCACAGUCCCCAGGUUUCGAUCUGUCCGGAGUACUUUCCCCUCUCAUGUCUCCUCGUUCUCACUCACCUUUCCAUUCGCACUCGCCUUCCCUCGGUCGAUCAAAAGGCCUUUAUGUCCAAAAAGCUCUCAGUUCCGCGGAUAUCAUAUCCGGUAUAGACAACCUGCUCAACCGCACCAGUACAUCGUCCUCGGACGUGAAGUCCAAAGUACUUGAGGAUCCUCCACGCAAGUUGCUUUUGGUGACACCGGUGCUUCAAGUCGCAAGCAAGGAUGUAGUAAAGGAUCGAACGCUAUUCCUUUUCAGCGACCUCCUGAUUGUCGCUAAAUGCAUGACAGCUGGGGAAGGGGGCCUCCCUAUGGACAAGUCCUACAUUGUCAAGAAUGUUCUGGAUCUCAAACGUUGCUCUGGACCCUCAUUGAGCAUGGGAUCUUGUGGUCUGUCCGGUGACCGUCGCAGCCCCGCUCUCCAAGCCUUUGUCGAAGAGUUCAACCGCGACCAGGCAAAGGCAGUCGCCAGACUCUGCGACAUGGCUGGUGUGAAAAUGGAUGAGAGUCAGUUCAUUGCUGGUGUGCUGUUCAAGGCGCACGAGAUUGAACGGCCUCGUCUCGGUGAUUUCCUUGCAAGGAAGAACAACCGAGAAAUCCUCCAUGCCUUUGUGGACAGGUUCAACUUUGCAGGCACGAGAAUCGAUCACGCGUUGCGAAUCUUCCUUCUUUCCCUCCUCUUGUCCGAUAAUGCAGAACCUCGCUCCUUGGAGAACCUUCUUGCCGGAUUUGCAACCCGCUGGUUCUACGCAAAUGGAGCUACAGUGGCCUUCGACAAGGAAUGCGCAAAGAAUCUUGUCAUAUCCAUCGUCCUUCUCAACGCCUCGCUCCACAUGUCGCAUGCCCACCAACAUGCACCAGCUUCAUAUCAUGAAUUUGCAGAAGCCGUCCGAGCGUACGAUCAGCGCUACUCGAUCAAAGAGGAUCUCUUGGAAGACAUAUACGAGGCAGUGAAACAAGAGAAGAUUUCAGCUCCCAAAGAGAACCCCAACGAUGCUCGACUGCACGUCGAAAUCAAGGGAGCGACCAACCCUAUGCACUUUACCUACCGCUUCAAGUCGGACUUUGUCCGCGUGCGGAUACCAGCUCCUGACCCGAAUUUCCGCAUCCACUUGCUAGGUCAUGGCCUCAUCUUUGAGCCCCCGACUCUACACUUUACAAACAGUGCCGAGGCUACUUUCCGCGUCACAGGUACCUCGUUGGGAACAAAAUCAAUUCUCUACUGGCGGGCAGGGGCGAAUGCGCAUCUCUACAGCGCGAUGCCGUUGGCGAGCGAUAUUGUCAUCGAGCGUGCAUUUAUGCGCAAUACUUUGCGCAUCGACAUCAAGGAUGCACCCCCCGUGCGCGAGCGCGAUAGCAUGGCAAGUGACGAGCUCCCUGUUCUCUCAAAGAAGACCUAUGUCUUCAGCAUCGAAGAUCCUAGAGAGUAUGAUCACUGGGCCAAGGUUUUGAAGACACGCAUUAACCGUGCCGCUGGCAUUCUCGAGCCAGACAGGCCUCCAACUGCUCAGGGUAUCUACCUCACGCCGUCUGUUACCGGCAGUGUCCCCCCAAGAAUUAGACGAGCGACAGAGAUGGUCGCGUUUGAAGUGCUGAAGGAGACACUGAUGGGAAGUCACACCAAUGGGACUACCCGCCCACCACCGUCCUAUAACCUCACCUUUGCUCAAGAAAUGGCCUCCCAGCCCGAAUCUGGCCUUGCAGCUCGUCGCAACAAACCCGCAAAACCGAUUCCUCGUCUGCCACUCUCUGCCUUUUCGCCGCCAAACUCUGGGACGGGCGAGCGUUUCCCAUUGCCACCGAGUCCAACAACAGUUCACCCUACGGCCGUGUACGAUGCAUCGGCCGUCGUGUCGUCUGUCGAUGCCCUCCAAAGCUAUUCGUCUGCGCUAGGCAAAUCACCCAAUCCACGGCUCGCGGGUGUCGUGAUCGCGCUUCCAGACGCAAAAACCGAAUCUGUAGAACAACUCAUUACCUCGUCGACAGUCCCGGUGGUUGGCGUCACCGUCCCACUUUCUGAUGCAAGCACAUCCAUUGCCAUUCUCAACGUCAAAGUUGCCUACACCACCCCGUUUGUCCAGUCGGCCCCCAGUGAAUCUGAAGCAGUACGGACGGCGCUCAAGUCUGGUAUUGUCAACGUCGACGUUCAAAAUGACCUGUCUAGCGAUGCCGGCUGGGAGAUGCUGGAAGAGUUUCUAAACUCUGCGUUGAAGGAUGUCGAUCCAGAGGCCACCAAGCCCGCCAUCGUUCUCUCCAAUAUUCUCCCCCCUCCCGGCGUCCUCGAGAUGCCCACUGUUACUUUGCUCAGCCACCCAUCAUACGUUGCCUAUCAAGCUCAUACAGCGACAAUUUCUCUGUACGAGUCUGUCCACGUCAGUCUUUCCCCACCAAAAUGGGGAUCUGCCGUACCAGGGCCACUCGACCUUGCUUCAAAAGAGUGGAAGAAGCGGGUCAAGAUGUAUCUGGGUCCAAUCAUCGACGCAUUCGGUUUUAAUCGAAUCAUCUUUGCCUCGUCCAGCCCCUCCAGUGUAGAAUACAACUCACUCCCGGCAAACUGGUAUGAGCUCGCACGUGAAGCCGUUGCAGAGCUCGGUAUCGAUCAAGAAGGCGUCGAUGCCAUCUUUGGAGGAAACGCAAAGAACUUGUACGGCUCUGCUUGA
This is a messenger RNA of Serendipita indica DSM 11827, 6693 nucleotides long. The record is from the annotation of a GenBank genome assembly. NCBI's taxonomy places the organism in Eukaryota, Fungi, Basidiomycota, Agaricomycetes, Sebacinales, Serendipitaceae.